AUGGAGAUGAAAUUCGCAAUAGCUUUAAUAGCAAUCGUGGCAGCAGCCAGUGCAUGGAAAGUACCGAACCUUGGUAGAGGCGAACUUUACAAGGAUCUUCAAGAAUUUGUAGACUUGGUUCCAACCGAAAAGUUGGUACAACUUCUUGUGCAAUAUGCCGCCGAAGAUGCCGAAGUACAGAAAGGCCUACAAUACGUGCAAACCGAUGACUUUAAACAAUUGGUACAAGAAAAUGAACAAAUACCCGAAGUAAUGGCCUUUUACAACUACGUAUACAACGCUGGAGUCGACAUUUACUACCUAUUAAAUCGUUUACACGAUUACAUUCACCUUCCAAAAUUGACGCCACCAUCGUCAUACUAUGGAAUCACUGGUGGAUACAAGGGUCUCGUCGCCGACGUCAAGGCACUCAUGCCAAAUGAUCAAUUGAAAGUUCUUUACCAGAAAAAAUUGCAAUCCUCGUCGGCUUUCAAAGAACUCGUCCAACAUCUUUCCUCUAAAGAAUUCCAAACCAUUGUCAACACUCUUUACGCCAACCAACGCUUCCAACACAUUCUUAAGAGAGCCAAUGAAUCUGGUCUCGAUAUCAAUGCCGUCAGAGAAGUUAUCCAAACCGUUCUUGGACUUAAUAUUCCCAAAUACCCAGACCUAUAA
This is a messenger RNA of Polistes canadensis, 654 nucleotides long. RefSeq lists its product as uncharacterized. The transcript has 2 exons. The record is from RefSeq and is a predicted model, not a curated record. Bases 1 to 654 code for a protein of 217 amino acids. Lineage: Eukaryota; Metazoa; Arthropoda; Insecta; Hymenoptera; Vespidae.